This is a messenger RNA of Cyclospora cayetanensis, 2343 nucleotides long. RefSeq lists its product as uncharacterized. Lineage: Eukaryota; Apicomplexa; Conoidasida; Eucoccidiorida; Eimeriidae. The transcript has 9 exons. Bases 1 to 2343 code for a protein of 780 amino acids. The record is from RefSeq and is a predicted model, not a curated record.
AUGCACGGGGCAGUGGAGCACCGCAUCUCCUUCGCUGAAGGAACUCGUCAGGCGCUUCACAGUGCCUCUUACCGCAGACUUCCUUCUUCCAGCAAUCCUGCUGCUCCCUCAGCAGCUGCAGCCUCGGCUGUGCUGGCUGCGGAUGCCACUGGGGUGACGCUGCCCCCCACCGCGUUUGGCCCUGCCUCUCCGCCUUUAGGAGUCUACAGUCAACCCUACUCAGCCUUGUACGGCCUCUCCCGUGAAGUCAGAACUUACGACCCCCACAGCUACCCCCUAACCCUGAGCGGAGUGCCUCUGCAACGCGCCUGGGAAGGGGCGAAGCCUUCCGACGGGGGACCGCUUCAGACACUCCAGUCAGCGAAUGGAGCCUUCCUCACAGGGACUUAUCAGCCUGCCCCCAGCCACCCAGCAACCUCGUCCUCAAUGCACGCAGCACCCCCCCCCCAAGAGGAGCUGCUCAGAAACUCCUGCCACGGUGCAACAACGACUGCCGCACAGACUCCCAGCGCAGAGCCACAGCUCUCCGGGGGUGCGUCCAGUGGAGGCCUCCAGCACUGGAGAAACCUUUCGAGUGCGUCUGAACGCAGCGCGUCCACUGUGACACCCCCGACUUCUCAGCAAGCGGAAAGGGAAGGCCGAUGGGCCGAAGCUAGGCCUCCUCUACAGCCUUUGCCUCAUCCCCAAGCUUGCGAGAACCCUGCGUCUCCCCUUCUAGGAGCCGCUGCGGACAGAGACGUGAGGAGCACGGACUGGCACCCACCAGGCACCCCCGACGGCCUCCAGACACAGGCGAGCAGCAUCGGCUUGGGCGAUCGAGAGACUGCCGGAAGCACCGAGGCCAUGCAGAUGUUCAUGAAAGCCAUCAGCGGAGAGAAGCCUCAGCAUCUCCCGCACACUCCGCAGCCGCCGCAGCAGAGGGCAGCAGCUUUGCCGUCUUUCGCACGCACUGAGGAGCUGCUCUCGCACAGCCAGACGUUUGGGGGAGCCCGUCCUGCAGCCCUCUUGUCGCCAUCUGAGAGAGCGGCUGCAGGAGCAGCGGGGAGACAGGGGGUGGGGGGGGGUUGCGGCUCGACAGGAAAUGCUGCUUCUUUUCGUGCUACCGGACCUGUUCACAGAUACGACGCUAGAAGGCCCCGCCGAGCCUCAGGACUUGGAUGGAUGUGUCGGGGGUGUGCAGAGCACAGUUUUCCGCAGCUCUGUGCUAUGCAUAAACUUACACAUUCCAAAGCACUCCCUGCGCCUGUUGUUGACACCUGUGCAUGCGUUCCUAAACGUGGUGGGUGCACACACUGCACGAGUGCUGCUGCAUGGCAUGUGAACACCUGCACUGGCAUGGAAAAAUCAGGACUAUUAGCGCUGGCAGCCUCACAGAAGGCCAGUCACCACAAAGGCAAGGGCAACAAGGGGAGAAAGCUCAAAUGCAGUGGCGUGGCCGUAACAUGUGCGCAGGUGGCUCGCGCCGCAGCAGAAAAGAGGGUUUACCAGCAAACUGAAGCUGAGCUGCAAACAACACGUUAUUUCUUCUGUGAGGCGCCCAUCCCCCCCCUGCUGCAACGUGGACCUCAUAGGCAGAGUGCACACACUGCCGCCGCUGCCAUGCGUUCCUAUAGACAUGCUGCAAAGCCCCAAACGGGAAUCGACUCCGUGCGGAAGAUUUGUCAGGCAAGCAGUCUUGGCGCCGGGCAGCUAAGCGACGAGGAGAUGCGAGAACUCAUGGAGGAAGUUUUGCGAAAUUACUGUGACGCCCAAAGGGAGAACGACAGACUGCGCAGAGAAGCCGAGCAGCUGAAGGGGGAAUUUACCAGUGACAAGACAGUUGCUACUGUAGGGGCCAUUGGCACAGCUUUGACCUUUAAACUCGAAACUCUUAGGCUUCGCCUCUCGGGGCAGCAAAAUGGUCCCCUGAACGGCGAGCUGCAGAAACUGAAGCAGGAGGUCUACUCUAAAGACGCAGUCAUCGGGAGGUGGGAGCUAUUUGCCACCACCAUUGACGGCCUUCUGUCCUCGAGAAAUGCCCCCCACGCCCUUCUUGUAAGGCCCUCACUAUCCCCAGGAGACGAGGCGAGAGGGGCGGCAAAUAGCCUCCUGUUGCUCUGCGCUGUCUCAGGUGGAAAGCGUACAGAGGGAAGUUGCAAAAGUCCUCAGCGAUGGCAUCCACCAGUACGAGCCGUGCAGAUAUUGAGCUCUAACAAUCCAAUGCCCACAAAGGUGUCAGAAGAACAUACUAACGCUACAGAGGGUGCAGCUACGGCAAAGUCUGUGAGACAGCGGAUUCAGGAAUACAAUAUUAGCAAAUCUUCUGUUGACGGGGCUAAGCCUACAGACGCCAAGGGCAAGUAA